Seminavis robusta is the source of this 1362-nucleotide messenger RNA. Lineage: Eukaryota; Bacillariophyta; Bacillariophyceae; Naviculales; Naviculaceae. The record is from the annotation of a GenBank genome assembly.
AUGAGGUUUGUUCCUACCACGAAACAGGCGUGGGUAGCAGCGGGAUGUGUUGCUGCUGCCGUGCUUUGGGUUGCUACACAAUCAUCUAGUACCGGCGAUGGAUUCUAUCCUCAUCGGCGCCUCGACAUGUCCUUUCACAUGAGUGCCAUUGGAGAAAGAAACGUUAAGCCCAUGUAUGACAUGACGCAAUUGCAAUACAUGUCCUCGCCAUGUCGCCCCGAGACGGACGGGUACUUUGGCUCCACUUCCGGGACACCCUUGGAGAUUCAAUUUGGUUUUGAAUUGGAGACAGAAGACGAAGACCCUGUUGAAUUUCUACUGGAGGAAAUCCAGGAACAAGUUGUAGAUGUAGUGCUUUCAACUACGUUUCCCAAUCUAUGUGGAUUCCGACGUCGAGAAAGAGAGCGACACUUGAGCAUGAGAGGAUUAUCCAGCCAAGAGAGUCAGUUGAAGGCAAAGCCUCGCACUACAGGGUUCAAGUUCCACAUGGACCUAGACAAUCGAUCAGAAAUUUGCGCCCCCAUGGCGGACCCUACCAAUCUCUGUGGCGUCUACAAGAAUACCAUCGGCAUCUACGGACGUCAUUUGACAGGUGUCGGGGAGCACCUGCUGUCCCAAAUCAAGGAUACACUGAAUGGAGAACGAGAACGACUUUCCAAAGAUGGGCUGGUUAGACUCACAACUCUGGAUAGUCUGACGAUGCAAACCAAUGACUAUGGACCACAACCAUCAGGAAUCGAUGCACUGUCCUUUGCUGCAAAGGCUGGCAUUGUGGUUGUCAUUAUUGCCUUGGUAGCCGGAUUUGCAACCUUCUUUGUUUACGUUUAUCUGGAACGCCAAAAGGAGCGACGGGAUGCGACGUACGGCCCACAAGGCAAAAACAUCACCUCGAACGGCACGGUGGGAUGUGAAGAAGAAGCCAGUCACAUCUCGGAAACUGUUGGCUUGCGAGAUGGAACCGCUGUAAUUCUUGAAGGUGGAAGACCUGUAAUCAUUGAGUUUGAGAAGGGUUCGAGGGGCUCCAAGAGCUCCCGAUCCAAAGAUGCCAUUGAAGAAGAACGAAGUGAAUGCAACUCAACGUUGUACUCUCACGAAUCUGCAGAUGGCCGUUCGGCUUCUUCUCAGUACGUUCCCCAGAGUCCUCGGCAGCAGCAACAACAACUCCGCAGUGUCAGUAGCGCUGUGAUCGAAGAAGAAAAGGAACCGGAGGACAGUGAAACCGUGGACGGAACAAACACACUACAACAUGCAAGUGCGUCUGUCAAACCAGCUGCUCCAAUGAUGGGUCAAUCGGUGGCAUCCUUUACAGAGUACACAGAACAGACUGCAACCGACAAUGACAGGGCUGGAGAGUUCACCUAA